Adelges cooleyi (spruce gall adelgid) is the source of this 2026-nucleotide messenger RNA. RefSeq names its product sorting nexin-2 (gene Snx1). Bases 172 to 1713 code for a protein of 513 amino acids. The record is from RefSeq and is a predicted model, not a curated record. The transcript has 10 exons. Gene Ontology annotation, biological process: early endosome to Golgi transport. Lineage: Eukaryota; Metazoa; Arthropoda; Insecta; Hemiptera; Adelgidae. Gene Ontology annotation, molecular function: phosphatidylinositol binding. Gene Ontology annotation, cellular component: endosome; endosome membrane.
GACAACUGGAAAAUAUUCAUCCGUCGCAGACGUGAUACCCGAACGGGCCGAAUCACGUAAUAAUCCAUAACAAGUAGUUAGCGCCGUAAUCGUUUUUGGAAUAAAUCAAAUCGUUUUCCUGUAGGAUCCUAUUGCCGAUAAUACCGGUCACAGCCCACACGGUCCAUCGCAAUGGCUGAUAAAUUCCCACCGAAAAUCACCGCGGAUGAUCCAAACGAAGAGGAUGACGACGACGAUAUUUUUAGUUCGACAAUCGAUGAUUUGAGCGCUUUACGAGUUGAAGAUACAUAUUCGUCGCCGCCACUGGCCGACGUGACGUUGAAUGAAACCCCUACAAAAGAGGUGGCAACAGAAGUUCCCCUAAAUGAUGAUAACGACGAGGUAAAUCAUCAAGAAACAAUUAUUACUAAUGCCACUUCAAAUGGAUUUGAAGAAGAAAUUAAUUUAAAAGAAAACGAUCCACCUAUGAUUGCUGUUAGCGAAAGUAACAAUAAAGUAGAAGAGUUGCCAUCAAAAGAAUUUUUUGAUGAAAAAAAUAGCGAGAAUAUUAAUGAAAAUGGCUUUAUAAAAAUAUCAAUAUCUGAAACAACAAAAGUCGGAGAAGGCAUGAGUUCCUAUGUAGCAUACCGCGUUGUCACACAUACAAACGUGGCCAUGUUCAAAAACACUAAUAUGGCGGUGUUAAGACGAUUUAGUGAUUUUCUCGGAUUACACAAUAAACUGACUGAAAAAUAUUUAAGAAACGGACGCCUUAUACCACCGGCUCCUCAAAAAAAUGUGUUAAGUACCACUAGAAUUAAGAUAUCAGGCAAUCAAUCGGACCAAACAACGUCGACCGAGUUUAUAGAGAAGCGACGUUUGUCUUUGGAAAGAUUUUUAAAACGAAUUGCCUUACAUCCAGUUUUACGAAACGAUAAAGCAUUUUGUGAUUUCUUAGAACAAGACUGCGAGCUUCCCAAAGCCACUAACACGUCUGCUUUAAGCAGUGCGGGUGUAAUGAGACUUUUCAACAAGGUUGGAGAGACUGUUAACAAGAUCACUUAUAAAAUGGAUGAAAACGAACCCUGGUUUGAAGAAAAAGAAGUUCAAAUUGAAAACUUGGACUCACAACUUCGUAAUUUACACGGUGCUGUGGAAUCAUUGGUGAUAAAUCGUAAAGAAUUAGCACAUGCUAGUGGAUCAUUUGCUAAAUCCGCAGCAGUUUUGAGUAAUUGCGAAGAACAUACAGGACUCUCACGUGCUUUGUCACAACUAGCUGAUGUAUUUGAAAAAGUGGAGUCUGUGAGGACUGAACAAGCCAACACAGAUUUUUCUAUCUUCUGCGAGUUGCUAAAAGAUUACAUAGGUCUGAUCGGUGCUGUAAAGGAUGUCUUUCACGAAAGAGUGAAAGUUUACCAAAACAUGCAACACGCUCAAAUGAUCUUGUCGAAGAAACGGGAACAAAAAACAAAACUUGAGCUCACAGGACGUUUAGAUAAAGUCGGAACGGUCGCAAACGAAGUAACGGAGUGGGAAGCUAAAUUGUCGAGGUGCCAAGAUGAAUUUGACCAAAUAUCGAAAACUAUAAAGAUUGAAUUUGAACAGUUUGAAAUUAACCGUAUUAAAGAGUUCAAAACAGUAAUAUCGUCUUACCUUGAAGAGAUGAUUAGUCACCAGACUCAGAUAAUAAAACACUGGCAGGCUUUUAUUCCUGAAGCAAAGGCCAUAGCCUGACCCAAUUUGAAAAUUGAUUGUGAUUUGGGUUUGUCCAAGCGUGAACCCAUUCAUAUUCUACAAUUUACCGGAAACAUUUUAGAAACUUAUAAGGAGUCAUAAAUAUAUUUUUUUUAAAAGUCUUCAUUUUAUAUUAUUUAUUUAUAAUUUCAAAAUAAGUUUUCCAUUAAAACUUUGAAUUUCUUUCAGGGAUAUUUUUAUAUUAUCGUAUUAAAUUAUUAUUUAUUAUUAUUCUUUUAUACUAUUAUUAUUAUUAUAUGAUAAUUUUUAAAUUUUUCAUUUGAAAUACUUUAGUUUAUUCCUUUAAUUUCCA